This is a messenger RNA of Aspergillus saccharolyticus JOP 1030-1, 1044 nucleotides long. RefSeq lists its product as uncharacterized. NCBI's taxonomy places the organism in Eukaryota, Fungi, Ascomycota, Eurotiomycetes, Eurotiales, Aspergillaceae. The coding region runs from base 1 to 1044 and encodes 347 amino acids. The record is from RefSeq and is a predicted model, not a curated record. The transcript has a single exon.
AUGAAGUUGCCAGGUAUAAAUCUCAGCUCUUUGUCCACCAGUCUCCCUAUGUUUCUCAAAUAUGUUUGUGACUCCAUCGUCCCUCAGAUGUAUGCGCAAUACCACAUGGAUUCAACCAGCCGCACAGCCAGCGAGCAAAGGGAGUCCAUUGCGGGAUCCGGGGAAGCACACGGCACAGAAGCAUCCGCCAACGCUGCAUCCUCGCCCACAUCGCAGUCAGCGACAACGACAGUUCCAGGAUCGUUUCCUCGAUCGCCAGACCCAUAUCCCUCCAGAUCGGCGUCUCCAGCUGCUGGUAUAUCCACCGUCACAAACUUCAACCCGGAAGAGUGGAGCGCCCCUAUAGAUUUCACCCCGGCUGACACCACCGUCAUCAGCUUCCCUGACGACAUGCACACCCAAGCCACCGCAACAGCCCGCUUCAUCACCCACAUCUACCACUGCCACGUCGGCGAUUUAGACUGGGAUAAAGUGACUGCCAAUCUGUUGCAAUGGUGCAGCAUCGAGCAGAAGAAGCAGCGGCGGCGGCAGCAAAGUCAUUCGAUCCCAUGGAGUUCGCGCUCCCCAUGCCCCAAGAAGCGCAAGAACACUCCCAUGGAGCAACUCAAGAAGCCACCAGAGUCGUUUACCACCACGACGACACCCCUCCACGCUCUCAUCAAAUGCCCCCCCUUCGUUCAACUCUUCACCGAACUCCACCCCACCACCUUCCCCGACCUCAGCAGCACCCACGCUGCGGAUUGGGGGAGAUUCAUCCGCUACCAGCCCGGAGGAAGCCACCUCUUCCACGUCACGCAAGACAUUGCCGAGAUCCCUCCGCUUUUUCACGCCGCCAUGAACUACGUGGAGCCAGAGUACGAGUCUAGCUUCGAUUCUGGGAAUGCAGGGGCAGUCGCAGCGGCAGCCACGCCAACAGCCAGGCCUGCGCCUGCGAAGAACUUAUCGCAGUUCUAUGCAGAGCACUAUCCCCGUCGGCAGUGGAAGUGGUAUUUGAAUCGGCGGGCGGUUUGGGAGGUGACGGUGCCGGGGGUGCAGAUUGGUUAG